UAGAAGUAAACGUAGAGGAUUCUAACCCCUUACGGACGUUGCAAACAAGAUGACGAGAAAAGAACCGAGAGAAACUACCAAGAACUCAGAACAAAAGAGACUGAAAGCGGCAUUGACUUUGACUUUUUUGUGGGUUUCAAUAUUUCAUUUCAUUAUUUUUAUCGAAGGAAUUAGAAAAACUCCAUAUGACUCGAGUCUCGAAUCUCAAAGUUAAGGUUGUUAAGAUUAGACUUCAAAUAAUUUCCCAGUAUAUUCUCAGAUAUGAAUAUCAGAGUUGGGAUGGUGUUCUUGCUUGUUUUCAUCGCAGCCGAUGAAUCCUAUGCUACUCAGAUUUCUCCUUCACCUGGUCCAGAGCCUAAUCUGGGUUAUGGUGGAACUCCACCAAUUGUUGCAUUAACUGAUGAGAGGUGUUCAGAUUCCUUUACACGAAGCUGUAACCUGAAUCACAUGACUGCUUGCCUCAAUAUUUCUGCAGCUUCCAAGGAUUUGUUUCUUGUUGUCCAGAAUGAUGGAGAGGAUUCUCUGAAAGUGAACGUUACAGUCGUAGAUAUCAACGUUGCUAUCCCAGAGAUACAAGUACCUAAACACCAAGCCAAAAAGAUCAAAAUCAUGGCAAAUAUUGAAGGAAGUCCAUAUGUAACAAUAAAAUCUGGAAUUCUGAAAUGUGCAAUUCCCAUUGGAUCAAAGAAAUCAAAUAGUGGAUUUUAUAAGCAGUUUGCCACACAUUUAUCCCCCAUUUAUGGUGUCUACUUAUUGUUUUUUACAUUUCUGAUUGCUGGAGGGUCAUGGGCUUGUUGUAAGAUUGUGAAAAAUGAACGGCAUGAUGGUGGAGUCCAGUAUCAGGAACUCGAAAUGGGGCAAGCUGAGUCGCACUCGGCCAACGAUGAGGAAAUGGCACUAGGAUGGAAUCAAUCCUGGGAUGAUGACUGGGUCGAGCAAAAGGAAGGGAAACCAUUGGAUGAACAUCUAACAGAAAAUGUUUCGGCCAAUGGACAUGCUUCCCCAACUUCUGACAAAGACGGAUGGGGAAAUGACUGGGACGAUUAGACAAGAAUAGGAUUGGAAACCUUGGCUUAGAAAGAUGACAGGGUGGGGAAAAAAAACAGAGAAAAAACUUAAAGAAAAGAAAGAAAAAACAAAAAGGAAGAUCGAUAGACGUAGAAGGCGUAGGAACUCAAGCAGGAUGGAUAUGUAAAAUUGAGUUUUCAAUAUUUCUUUGUUCAAGCUAAAGUGGAAAGCAGGCUGAAAUUUUGAUAAUCAUGUUGGAGUUUUGGUUUGUCAAACAAGAUUGUUACUCUUUGAAAUUUGCAGGCUUGUUUCACCUGUUAUGAUCCUGGCAACAGGCCUUUUCCUGGACAGAAUGGUGCUAAAUGCAAGAAUUAGGCAGAAGUUAAUUUUCUUUCAGAGAAUACAUAUACAGAUUCACACUUUUGCAC
Molecule: messenger RNA, 1436 nt
Organism: Manihot esculenta (cassava)
Lineage: Eukaryota; Viridiplantae; Streptophyta; Magnoliopsida; Malpighiales; Euphorbiaceae
Exons: 4
Coding region: 262-1047 (261 amino acids)
Source: RefSeq, a predicted model, not a curated record